CUUUACCUCAGCUGGAUGUGAGAUUUGUGUGAGAUUUCUGCUCGAGUCGUUGCAUACAACGCAGAAGUUUUAAACGGAAUUAUUACUCAGUUAUUAUAUUACUCAAUAAGCAUAUUACUACAUUAUUUUAAACAUGGGCCAGAAGAAAACUCUUCGCUCUCAGGCCAGGAAAGAUUCUCCGACGGUAAAUGCAGCCAUUAAGAGCGAUAAGAAGGCCGAAAAGAACUCUAUCUUCAGUUGGCUGUUUGUGCUGGCUAUGCUGGGUGUUUGGUUAUCUGUAGGAGUCAUCUGGUUUGACUUGGUUGAUUAUGACAAUGUGGUUGGCACUCUUGGAGGACUGUAUGAUGCCGAUGGUGAUGGAGACUUUGAUGUAGAAGAUGCCAAAGUUUUGUUGGAGAAUGCUACGGUGGUCACUAAAGAGAAACGCUCAAGAAAAGAUAUAUCAGCAGAGGAAGCCAGUGUCCAAGCAGUCCAGUCCAAGCUCACUCAUGAGAGAGCAAAAGAAGUGGGGCCAGAGAAGGAAAGAGAGCAUCCCACCAGAGAUAUCGGGCGAAAGUUGAAAGCAGCUCUGAAGGAGCAGCUACGAAUGAUUCACGAGAAGAUCGAAGCCAAAAAGAUCGCCAAACUAGCCCUUGCUGAGGUCCGUAGUGUUUUGGCCAAAGAGGAGGAGGAGAAACAAGAUGCUCUCGCUGCUAAGAAAACCAAAGAGGAGGCUGAAGCUAAACUCCGAGAGGAACGAGAGCGAAUAGAACAGGAGAGGCUGAGGGCAGAGAAAGCGGAACAAGAGAGACUCCGCAAAGAGAGAUUGGCCAAAGAAAAAGCAAAAAAAGAGAGGGCAGAGAAAGAGAGACUGGAAAAAGAGAAAUUAGUCAAAGAAAAGGCAGAAAAAGAAAGGGCAGAGAAAGAGAGAUUAGCCAAAGAAAAAGCAGAAAAAGAGAGAUUAUCUAAAGAAAAAGCAGAGAAAGAGAGAUUAGCUAAAGAAAAAGCAGAGAAAGAGAGAUUAUCUAAAGAAAAAGCAGAGAAAGAGAGAUUGGAGAAAGAAAAAGCAGAAAAAGAGAGACUAGCCAAAGAAAAAGCAGAAAAAGAGAGAUUGGAAAAAGAAAAGGCAGAAAAAGAGAGAUUGGAGAAAGAAAAAGCAGAAAAAGAGAGAUUGGAAAAAGAAAAAGCAGAAAAAGAGAGAUUAGCUAAAGAAAAGGCAGAAAAAGAGAGAUUAGCUAAAGAAAAGGCAGAAAAAGAGAGAUUAGCUAAAGAAAAGGCAGAAAAAGAGAGAUUGGAGAAAGAAAAGGCAGAAAAAGAGAGAUUAGCUAAAGAAAAGGCAGAAAUAGAGAGAUUAGCUAAAGAAAAAGCAGAAAAAGAGAGAUUGGAAAAAGAAAAGGCAGAAAAAGAGAGAUUGGAAAAAGAAAAAGCAGAAAAAGAGAGAUUAGCUAAAGAAAAGGCAGAAAAAGAGAGAUUAGCCAAAGAAAAGGCAGAAAAAGAGAGAUUGGAAAAAGAAAAGGCAGAAAAAGAGAGAUUGGCUAAAGAAAAGGCAGAAAAAGAGAGAUUGGAGAAAGAAAAAGCAGAGAAAGAGAGAUUAGAAAAAGAGAGACUAGCCAAAGAAAAGGCAGAGAAAGAAAAAGCAGAAAAAGAGAGAUUGGAAAAAGAAAAAGCAGAGAUAGAGAGACUAGCCAAAGAGAAAGCUGAGAAAGAAAGAGUAGCCAAAAACGAGACAGAAAAGGAGAGAUUGGAGAAAGAAAGAUUAGAAAAAGAGAGACUUGCUAAAGAAAAGGCUGUUAAAGAGAGAUUGGAGAAAGAAAAAAUGAAGGAAAAGGAUGAAAAAGGCAAAGAUGUAAAAGAGACAGAAAAAGAGAAGACAGCAAAAGACAAGACAGCAAAAGACAAGACAGCUAAGGAACAUGGACGAAAAUCUGACCAAUCAGAAAACGAGCAGGACACAGCUGAUAAAAAGAGGAAAGAUGAAAAGAUAUCUACCCGCGGUCUUCUGAAAUCCUCCAACAAGAGAAACAGAAAUUGUGAAAUCUAUUCAUCAGAAGAACUAAACACUCAAUUUGAAGCUACAGUUAGUUCGAGUGUGAGUGAGAAAGAACCAAAGUCUGUGUUUUCUAACAAAGAAUUAGACGCAGAAUCUCUUCCUGUUGAAAACAAAGAGUCCACGUCACCUCCUCCACCUGAGACUACACCUGACGAUAAAUCCCCAAGAGAAGAUUCUAGACCUCCAGAUGAAAUUCACCUUCCACCUACAACUCAAACCGAGUCUGAAUCUGUGUCCACACCUGAAUCUGCAUCAGAUUCAGAAUCAACUGAUGAACCCACAGCAGACACUAAAGCAGAGCCUGAUGCCAAAAAGAAGAAACCAAAACUCUUCAAUAAAUUUGACAAAACUAUCAAAUAGGAGAUUAACGCUGCCGAGAAACUGCGCAAGAAGGGAAAAGUUGAGGAGUCUCUUCGUGCUUUUGAAGUUCUUGUUCAGCGGUACCCUCACAGCCCCAGGUGUCGCUACGGCAAAGCCCAGGCUGAAGAUGAUGCGGCGGAGAAAUCGCGCAGUAAUGAGAUGCUGUUAAAGGCAGUGAACACAUAUGGAGAAGCGGCAGAGCUCCCGGACACACCACAUGACCUCAUCAAAGCCACAUUAAAGAGACGUGCCGACAGACAGCAGUUCUUAGGUCGAACAAGAGGAUCUCUGGCUACUUUGGAGAAGCUAUCGCACAUUUUUCCAGAAGACAUAACUGUAAAGAAUGACCUGGGGGUGGCAUACCUGAUUUUCGGGGACAACAAGAGUGCAAAGCGAGUUUACGAGGAGGUUUUAUCUGCUGCUCCACAUGACGGAUUUGCUAAAGUGCACUAUGGCUUCAUACUGAAAUCCGAAAAUAAGAUUGAGGAGAGCAUACCUUACCUGCGGGAGGGUUUGGAAUCUGGAGAUCCAGGUACUGAUGAUGGAAGGUUUUACUUUCACCUGGGCGAUGCGUUACAGCGGAUGGGAGACAAGAGUGCGUAUGACUGGUACGAGGCGGGCCAUCGGCGGGGUCACUUCUCAUCUGUAUGGCAGAGGUCUCUGUAUAAUGUCCCAGGACUCCGUGCUCAGCCCUGGUGGACGGCUAAAGAGACUGGAUACACAGAUUUAGUCAAAACGUUGGAGCGUAACUGGAUGACCAUCAGAGAUGAAGUUCUGUCAGUGUUAGACAGAAACAGCGGGCAAUUCCAACCAGAAGAUGAAAAUCUGAGAGAGAAAGGAGACUGGGGACAGUUUACUCUCUGGCAGCAGGGUCGAAAGGUUCCUUCUUCAUGUGCGAGUGUCUCUAAAACCUGCGCUCUGCUGGAACGCUACCCAGAAGCCACCGGUUGCAAAAGAGGCCAGAUAAAGUUCUCGGUGAUGCAGCCUGGUACUCAUGUUUGGCCUCACACUGGUCCCACUAACUGUCGACUGCGCAUGCAUCUCGGCCUCAUCAUCCCGAAAAAGGGAUGCAGGAUCCGCUGUACAAACCAAACCAGGGAAUGGGAGGAGGGAAAAGUCUUAAUAUUCGACGACUCGUUCGAGCAUGAGGUCUGGCAGGAGGCAGACAGCUACAGACUCAUCUUCAUCGUGGACGUCUGGCACCCCCAACUCACCCAAACACAGAGGCAGACUCUGUCACCCAUAUAGAGCAAUCGUCCAA
Molecule: messenger RNA, 3650 nt
Organism: Triplophysa rosa
Lineage: Eukaryota; Metazoa; Chordata; Actinopteri; Cypriniformes; Nemacheilidae
Product: un-named hu7910
Exons: 21
Biological process (GO): peptidyl-aspartic acid hydroxylation
Cellular component (GO): endoplasmic reticulum; membrane
Molecular function (GO): protein binding; peptidyl-aspartic acid 3-dioxygenase activity
Source: RefSeq, a predicted model, not a curated record